AGGCUCCGAUUGCACACAUCGCAUGUUGCACACAUGCAUCGCUAAUUAUCCAAUUUAAAAACAAAAUAUUCUCAUUAGUAAAGCAGUGAAAAAUUACUGGACACACCAGCUGAUAUGAGUGGGUGUGCAAUCGGGAUUGUAGGCAAAUGGAUCCUCCCAAAUCUGGACAUAAAGCUAGGGCUUGUAACACUUGAAUCAUGUGUCCCGCCAAUUUCAAAUCAUUUGAUAUACAGGCAUCGCACCAUAAAACAAUGCAUCAAGAUUUACCGAUUAAACACCCAAAAGCGGUAGAUUCCGAACAAGAUGAAAUACAGGAAAUGAGGGAGCAGGAACAAGAACUUAUAAUUCCCUUACCUGAUAACAUAUGGGAUAUUAUCAGAGAAGAAACAGGAAUUAUUAGAACAAGUGUGGGGACAACGGAUGGCAUUCCUGCAGGUGCUGAGGAGGAGCCAGAUUUCGUCUUCGAGUCGGAGGAACAGGCCAUGGACGGGUUCGAAGAAGUCAUGGAUUUGCUUUUAAAAGACUGCAUUGAAGUCAACCUCUUCGAAAAGGAGAAUAAGAGAUAAAGGAUGAUGAGAAGGAUGUUAAGGA
Molecule: messenger RNA, 591 nt
Organism: Trachymyrmex septentrionalis
Lineage: Eukaryota; Metazoa; Arthropoda; Insecta; Hymenoptera; Formicidae
Exons: 2
Coding region: 198-566 (122 amino acids)
Source: RefSeq, a predicted model, not a curated record